Molecule: messenger RNA, 2450 nt
Organism: Micropterus dolomieu (smallmouth bass)
Lineage: Eukaryota; Metazoa; Chordata; Actinopteri; Centrarchiformes; Centrarchidae
Product: carnitine O-acetyltransferase-like
Exons: 13
Coding region: 2-1870 (622 amino acids)
Biological process (GO): carnitine metabolic process, CoA-linked
Cellular component (GO): peroxisome
Molecular function (GO): carnitine O-acetyltransferase activity
Source: RefSeq, a predicted model, not a curated record
AAUGGUGAAGCCCUGUCACUUGGUUAAACCUGUAUCAGCAACUCUGGUUGCUGCCAGAAACCAGACCCAGCAGAAGGGACUGCCCAGUCAGCCUGUCCCCCCUCUGCAUCAGACCUGUGAGCUCUACCUCAGCAUGCUGGAGCCCAUCGUGGAGGAGGACGAGCUGAAGCGCACAAAAGAGCUGGUGAAAGACUUUCAGAAAGCAGGAGGGGUCGGAGAGAGACUGCAGAGAGGCCUGGAGAGGAGAGCACGCAACACUGAGAACUGGUUAACAGAGUAUUUUGUGAAGUAUGUCUAUCUCGACAAACGAUACUCUUCGGUGGUUCAGUCCAACGCCGGGAUGGUCUACCCCCAGAUGGAAAUCAGAGAUAAACAGGAACAGAUAAGGUUUGCCGCCAAAUACAUAGUGGGUUUUUUGGAAGUAAAGAAAAUGAUUGACAAUGAUGCUCUACCAGUUGAGUACAUGAAAGGGAAGCCACUGUGUAUGAAACAGUAUGAGCAGAUGAUAUCAUCCUGCCGGAUCCCUGGUGUGAAGGAGGAUUCAUUGGUGUUCUAUGGCAGGAGCUCCAACCCCCCCAAACACAUCACUGUAGUACACAACAAUCAGUUCUUCGUACUGGAUGUGUACAAUAGUGACGGGACUCCGCUGACAGUUGAUCAGCUCUGUGUUCAGCUGGAGAGGAUCUGCAACGCCUCACUACAGACCGACAUGGAGCCUGUCGGCAUCCUCACCACUCAGCAUCGUGACAUCUGGAGCAAAACCUACGUCAGUCUAAUGAAGGAUAAGAACAACAAAGAAUCACUGUCUGCUAUCGAAAGUAGCAUCAUCACAGUGUGUUUGGACAAAGCGAUGCCCCUAGUGUCUGAUGAGAUGUCUCGCAGCAGUAUUACUCACUGGAUGCAGACUGGAGGAGGCAGCCAGUGGAACAGUGGAAACCGCUGGUUUGACAAGGGGCUGCAGGUAAUUAUUGGAGAAGAUGGAAUUUGUGGUUUACACUUCUCCCAUGCCUGUGCUGAUGGCGUAACCCAUUUGGUGUUGGGAGGAUAUGUCAUAGAAAACAUAAACAAGGAAAAGACAAAGAGGAUGCCGCCUACCAUAGAGCCUUUGCCAGUGCCCCAGAAACUGCACUUCAACAUCACGCCCGAGGUCAAGAAGGACAUUAAGGAAGCCAAGCACAGCAUGGACGUACUGGUCCAAAACGUGGAGGUGAGGGAUACAGUAUUUGCCCACUUUGGGAAAAGUUUCCUAAAGGCUGACAAGAUAAGCCCCGAUGCUUUCGUACAGAUGGCGCUACAGCUGGCCUACUACAGGAUGUACCAGAGGUGCUGUCCAAUAAUGGAACCUGUCUCCCUGCGGACUUUCAGACUCGGCCGUCUAGCUAUUAUAAAUUCAACCUCGAGUGCAUCAGCUGCCCUUGUCAAGGCCUUUGACGAUCCCAAAAUACAGAACUCAGAGAAGGUUGAUUUAUUGGAGAAAGCGCUCAAAGCACACAAAAAGAGCACUAACAUGGCAGUCAGCGGACAGAUGAUAUACAGACACCUCUUGGGUCUUAAGAUGCAGGCUGUUGAGGAAAACAUCUCCAUGCCUGAUCUCUUCACAGACACCUCCUACGCUAAAGCCUUUGACUUCAGAAUCACUACCUCUCAGGUGACGUCCAAGUUUGGCUGGACAUGUGUUGGCCCUGAACAACCUGGUACAUACUGUAUGUACUAUAGUAUUAUGGAUGAUCACAUUUAUAUCAUCGUCACCACUUUGGAAGCUUCCAACACCUGCAAAGAAACUGAUGCAGCCCAUCUAAUCCAAGCCAUGGAGGAUGCAAUGUUGGACAUGAAGACCCUGCUGGGACAAACACCAAGAGUCGUAUUGUGAACCUAAUCCAGACUUAAAACAAUAGUUCAAUAUUUUGUGAUAUUUGCUCUUUUAAUUUCUUGCAGAGAGUUGGAUGACAACAUCAUACCACUCUCAUGUCUGUCGUUUUAAAUGUAAGACUGCAGCCGGUUAGCAUAGCUCCUCAUAAAACCACAAGUUGUUGUUUUUUACAUUUCAGUUUUUGUAUGAAUUAAAAAGACAUAAUGUGUUAAAUAGUGAGCUUUAGAGGUGCUGGUGGGUGGAAUUGUUUCCAGUCUUGGUGCUGAACUACAAGCUACAUUACAAGUCAUGGAAAUAAAACUAUUUUACAUGGUGGAGUGCUGCGGAUGAAUUAAAGCUGGGGAAGGCAACGUGUUGGGCAAGGGUUUUUUCAGUUGAAAGUAUCAAACUGAAAAAAAAUCCCACCCCUUCUUUUAGGUCUCCCUCCAAAACCACUCCCUCAAAACACAUUUCCAUGUGCAAUGAGGCCAGCAAAUCAUUUCAUUUGGUCCUUAUUACAGUCAUACGACAUCCACAGAAACCAGAUUCUUUUUAAUUUUUGUAUCAGAGCUAAUUUGAUUUAUUGAUUGCUGGCUGUUGA